Messenger RNA from Cryptococcus amylolentus CBS 6039, 745 nucleotides. RefSeq lists its product as hypothetical. The record is from RefSeq and is a predicted model, not a curated record. The transcript is spliced from 2 exons. Lineage: Eukaryota; Fungi; Basidiomycota; Tremellomycetes; Tremellales; Cryptococcaceae. Bases 122 to 691 code for a protein of 189 amino acids.
GUGAAACGCAGACUCCGCUUUACAUCGGCUUCUCCACAUAUCCAGAAUCCACUAUAAAGCACCCCCACCCAUAGCUCUUUAUGGGUACAACCGUCAUUGACAAAACCAAGUACCUCCGAAUAUGCGACGAAACCGCCAAACCUCUACGCAAAACUCUUCUUCCAGCAGCCGCCGUCCCCGAAUCUCUGAACCUAUCCUUCAACCUGAAAACUCGGUCUCAUCUCAAUUCGGCCCCUUGGCUUCCGUGAGAGACGCUGGCUCGUCGGCUAGUUCUUCCGCUCGACCCGAGGAGGCGGCGGAGGAACAAUACUCGCCGUCGCAGGAAGCGUCAACGAGCUCGACUCCUGCUAGGAGAAACACUCGCAGGCAUGGGAUGCUGCUUUCUUCCACUGCUUCUGCUUCUGCUUCUGGCAAUCAACAGCCAUUCAGGGGUAAUGCCGAGGACAGCGACAAAUCUACAGAAUUCGAGGAAGACUUCUCUUCUUCUUGUGACUCAUGUAGCGAGGAUGAUGAUGAUGCUCGUAGACGAGAGAGUGGAUCGAUUGUGAUAGGCGUUGAGACGUCCAUGUCUCGAUUAGGAAUCCGUGGGAACCCUGGAUCCCAGAAUGGGGAUGACAGUGGUAGUGAGUGUGCAGGCAGCUGUAGUAGUAGCGGUGAAGAGUGCAGUGGGUCGGAUAGUGAGGAAGAUUAGUACUGUUCGAGUAGUGUAAUUCUUUCGUACUCUGACUCACAUGGUACUGCCGGC